AUGGUAUAUCUCUUGCUUAGUUACGUACUCGAUACAACUAUUUAUUUUUUUCUAUAUAAAGUUGCUGACAUACAACCAUAUCUCCAAAUAUAUACUCCAUUUCGUGAUAACCUUUUAGAAUAUAUACACCAGAAAGAAAAAAAAAAGACAAGAACAACCAGUAAGAUGAAGAUCCUAUCAGCACAAGAAAUCCAAGAACAAAAGUACGCCACAUUAAGAGGUGGUCUAAUCGGAGCAGUAGCAGGUUUUGCUACCUCAGCACUAAUGUUCAAAGUACUACCAAGGAAAUAUCCCAAAUUUAAUAUAUCAACAUUACCAUGGUCUGUAAAGACUGCCUUUUGGAUAUCACCCCCAACAUUAUUGACUGUCAUUUGUGCGGAGGAAUCAUCAAAUAAAUACGAUCAAUUGAAAUAUGGGGAUUCAGAAGAUGUAGCUAGAUUGAAAGAAUUAAGGAAACAAUCAACUUUAAGUGAAAGAUUUAUGGAUGGAUUAUUCGUUAAUAAAUAUAAGAUCAUUACCGUUGGAUGGGCUGCUUCUAUGUAUGGAUCUUGGGUGUUGGUUAAUAGGGAUAAGAUUAUGAAUACUGCACAAAAGGCUGUCCAGGCAAGAAUGUAUGCCCAAUUUAUUACAGUGGCGUUGUUAUUGGCUUCUGUGGGGUUGAGUAUGUAUGAGGAAAAAUCUCAUCCUAAUAAGAAUAAAAUGAAUGAAAAGCGUCGUUGGGAGAAAGCUUUGGAAUAUGCAGAAAAUGAAGAAAGAGAGGAGAGGUUGAAGACUGGGUUUGCUACUAAUGAAGAUAGAAUUAGUGCAAAGAUUUUCAAAUAA
Naumovozyma dairenensis CBS 421 is the source of this 822-nucleotide messenger RNA. It is a transcript of the gene RCF2, whose product is annotated as Rcf2p. The transcript has a single exon. Bases 1 to 822 code for a protein of 273 amino acids. Gene Ontology annotation, biological process: mitochondrial respiratory chain complex IV assembly. The record is from RefSeq and is a predicted model, not a curated record. Gene Ontology annotation, cellular component: mitochondrial inner membrane. NCBI's taxonomy places the organism in Eukaryota, Fungi, Ascomycota, Saccharomycetes, Saccharomycetales, Saccharomycetaceae.